UCCAAGUGGGAGGAGCCACCGCAUCUCGGAACGCGCCGAGUAUAUGAGCACCGGGUCCGCCCGCCACUGUCCCACCGGCCUCCCUAGCUCGCGCGGCUCCUCAUCACUUCUCGCCUCGCCCGGAAAGCUAUGGCCCUGCGCUCUCCCCGGCGCUGAGCGUAACGUGGCCGCCGUACGUCAAGCUGCUGCCUACUAUACUGCCAGGUGCCAGCCAGUUCGAGCCGCGGGAGCUAGCUAGCUAGCUGUGGAGGAUGGCGCACGAUCCGAGCCUGGCGUACGCGGACUACUUCGCGGCGGCGGGCGGCGUGGCCACGCUCGUCCCGGAGGUGGACGCGGCGGGGGAGGACGAGGGCCACCUGUACGGCGGCGUGCACGCGCACCACCACGGGCUCGAAAUGUUCGGGGCCAGAGGCCUCGUGCCGGGCGCCACGGUGGCGGCCGCGGCGCACGGCAAGGCCGCAGCCGCGCUCGGGGAUUUCGGCCUCGGCGCCGAGCACCAGUACCGCCUGCUGGGCCACAGCCAGCAGGCGCCGCUGACGUCCCUGUCGCUGCACGGGUCCGCCGAGGCCGCGUCGCUGGCUCUGCACCACCACCAGCUUGGCGGCGGCGGCGGCGCGCUCAGGCAGCACCAGCCGGCGGCGUGGCCGCAGCAGCCGCAGCAGGGCGGCGCGUGGCACCUGCGCGGCUCCAGGUUCCUGCGCCCGACGCAGCAGCUGCUGCACGAAUUCUGCGGCCUCCCCGUGGAGGCCACCAGCGCGGUGGCUUCCAAGCCGCCGGCGAAGCCGGGGAGCGAGGACCGCGCCGGGGAGGGGUCGUCGUCCUCGGCCCCGUCGGCGCAGAUCCAGGCCAUGGACGCCGCCGAGCUGCAGAGGCUCAAGGCCAAGCUCUACGCCAUGCUCCAAGAGGUGGAGAGGAGGUACCGGAGGUACCGCGAGCAGAUGAGGGCGGUGGCGGGGUCCUUCGAGGCGGUGGCCGGGGAGCGGGCGGCGGCGGCGUACACGAGGCUGGCGUCGCGGACGAUAUCCAAGCACUUCCGGAGCCUGAGGGACGGGGUGGCGGCGCAGCUGCAGGCGGUGCGCCGGGCGCUCGGCGAGAAGGACCCGGACGGCGGCGCCCCGGGGGCGGCCGGGAUGGCCAACAAGGGGGAGACGACGCCCAGGCUGCGGGUGCUCGACCAGUGCCUGAGGCAGCACAGGGCGUACCAGGCCGGCGUUCUCGAGAGCCAGCCGUGGAGACCGCAGCGAGGGCUGCCGGAGCGCGCCGUCUCCAUCCUCCGGGCCUGGCUGUUCGAACACUUCCUGCAUCCGUAUCCAAGCGACGUGGAUAAGCACAUCCUGGCGCGGCAGACGGGCCUAUCACGCAGCCAAGUCUCCAACUGGUUCAUCAACGCGAGGGUGAGGCUGUGGAAGCCCAUGGUGGAGGAGAUGUACGCGGAGGAGAUGAAGGGCCCGCAGGAGGGCGCCUGCAGCAACGCUAACGCCGCCGCGAACGACAGCAGCAGCGCGAACCCUAGCGGCGGCUACGGCGGCGCCGAGGACGGCGGCGGCGAGCGGAAGCCGACGCGGGCGCAGCUGCAGGUCCACGACGACGCGGGGUCCCUGGCCUCCGUCGUGAGCAUCGGCAGCGGCGGCAGGGGCCCGCAGAACAUCGACUUCGGCAUGAUGGACGGCCACCUCGACCUCGGCGCGUACGGCGACGCCGCCCACGCCGCGGGGGCCGGGCACGGCUUCGGCGGCGGCGUGUCCCUGACGCUGGGGCUGCAGCAGCACGCCGGCGACCCGCACGGCGGCGUGAACGUCGCGUUCGCGGCGGCGCAGUCGUCCGCGGCGGCGCAUGAGUUCCUGUUCAUGGCGGGCGGCGAGCAGCAUCAGCAGCAGCAGAUGGUCGCGGGCGGCGGCGUCGUCCACGGUCACCAGGGCCAGUUCGGCGCCGGAAUGGACGGCGACGACGCCGUGGCCGCCUCGCACUACCACCACCGGGGCAUCAGCGCCGCCACGGGGUUCCAGCUCCUCCACGACCUGGCCGGCUGAUGGCAUGAUGAUUUGAUUAGCACGAGCGGGCUGCGUGCUUUAAUUUGCUUUUGGAGGUUCACGCGGUGGUUGACGGGGAUGCGCCAACGGCAGCGAACAGCAGCUAGCGGAUGGCAUUGGGCAUGGGGCGCAUGGCGCGAGCGCAGCUUGUGCGCCUCUUGUUUUUUUUUGAGAUAGUACCACCUUCAAUUAAGAAAUAUAGUUGGUACAAACUCUAUCAGAAGGAGCAAGAAGCCGACAUACCGUCCUACAGCUUCAUAGAUCGAACUUCUAGCUAGUCUAUGAGCAUCAACAUUAGAACUCCGACUUUCGUGAACAAAUUGAGCGUCCACAAAC
Molecule: messenger RNA, 2366 nt
Organism: Panicum virgatum (switchgrass)
Lineage: Eukaryota; Viridiplantae; Streptophyta; Magnoliopsida; Poales; Poaceae
Product: homeobox protein BEL1 homolog
Exons: 5
Coding region: 252-2030 (592 amino acids)
Biological process (GO): regulation of transcription by RNA polymerase II
Molecular function (GO): RNA polymerase II cis-regulatory region sequence-specific DNA binding; DNA-binding transcription factor activity, RNA polymerase II-specific
Source: RefSeq, a predicted model, not a curated record